Molecule: messenger RNA, 2464 nt
Organism: Populus euphratica (Euphrates poplar)
Lineage: Eukaryota; Viridiplantae; Streptophyta; Magnoliopsida; Malpighiales; Salicaceae
Gene: SYN3
Product: Rad21/Rec8-like family protein
Exons: 12
Coding region: 108-2420 (770 amino acids)
Biological process (GO): replication-born double-strand break repair via sister chromatid exchange; sister chromatid cohesion
Cellular component (GO): cohesin complex
Molecular function (GO): chromatin binding; protein binding
Source: RefSeq, a predicted model, not a curated record
AAAACCUAAAACCUCAAACCAUUAUCUGAUAGAUGAAAAGAAAAACCUCCCCCACUCUCUCUUGAAUUCCCUUUCUCUCUUUAGAAUCCUAGAAGAAGAAGAGGAAGAUGUUUUAUUCGCAGACGUUCUUAGCAAGGAAGGGUCCUUUAGGGACUGUUUGGUGCGCUGCUCAUCUUCAACACAGGCUCAAGAAAUCUCACUAUACCUCCACUGAUAUCCCCUCCACUGUCGAUCGAAUUAUGUUCCCGGAAGUUCCGAUUGCGUUGAGAAUGUCAGGCCACCUUUUGCUAGGUGUUGUUCGGAUAUAUAAAAAGAAAGUUGAUUACCUUUUCCAAGAUUGUACCGUUGCUCUUGCUGGGCUAAACAAGGCUUUCACAACUACAGAAGUUAAUUUGCCAGAGAACGCCACAACAGCAACAUUCGAGUCUAUCACUUUGCCACCAACCCUCAACCUUGAUGGCUUUGACAUGAGUGAUUACUUAGAUCCUGAAGGGUCCCCGGAUAAUCAUCUCAAGAGUUACGAGGAAAUCACAAUGACAGAUCAAAUUUCUCCUUACAUCACCAUACAUGUCGAUGAGGAUAAUAUCUGUCCAUCAGUUCCAGAACAGGAUCCUAGUUCAGAGGCUAGACCAGUGGAUGAUAUCCAUCCACCACCUCCAGGCGAUGGUGACUUGCCUUCUCAAGAUACAGGUCAAAGGACUCAGACAGUUGUGAAUAACGAGACUGGACCUGGUGCAAGUAAUCAGACAGAUGUGCUUGUGGAUGAUAUGGAUUUUCAUGAUCCUGGUCAAAGUAAUCAACCAGAAGACCCAAUGGAUACUGAGGAUUUUCGAGAUCCUGCUCCAAGUAAUCAGACAGAAGUUCUAAUGCACACUGGGGAUUUUCAGGAUCCUGGUCCAAGUAAUCAGACAUCAGUACCUACUGAGAGUCUUAACCAAAGUCUUAGAGGGGAAAAUUCCCCUCCAGAAAUUGAAGUUAUGCGUGAUGCUGCCACUGAUUUGGGCUCAGAAAGCUUUCCUCCAUUGAGUCCAACUAGAAGGGUUGAUGCAGCUGAACCAAGUAGAUCUUUAGACGAAGUUCUAAAUGAGAAGGAUUUCCUUUCUCCAAUAAUGGAAGAUGCUUUACCUUCUCUAGAGAAGUCUUUACCAUUUCAGCAGCAUUCAAAAGCACCUACUUCUGCUGCUUCACAAGAUAUUCCUGAUGUUUUUGACACACAUGGUUCAUUUGGGAAUAUAUCACCACAAUUUGCCAUUCGUUCAACUCCACCUGCUCAGCAGCCACAACCAGGGCCUCCACCUGCUCAGCAGCCACGGCCAAGGAGGAGGAGGAGGAGGAUGCAAUUUGAUGAGGCCACAGUGUUGACUAAUAGGUUUAUGAGGAGGGCACUUGAGGAUCCUAGUGAUCUGAUGCGACAGAAGAGGACGAGGCCAUCCUCUAUGGUGGGUAUAUGGAGGUUGACCAAUAGUCUGAGAAAGGAACAAAUCUUUUAUGAGCCUUUGAUAACUGGGUCUUGUGAAGAUUUAUGCAAGCUUUCUGAGAGGGAUUAUAUUACUACAAAACCUCAUUUGACUCUUGAACAGGGAGCUAUUUCAGAGCAUGGGGUUACAACAUCUCCUGGCCCUGAAACUGAAGCCAUCCCUGAGCCUAGGAUGGCAAGCUCUCCUGCUCCCACAGCUGAACCCAUCUCAGAGCCUAUGAUUGCACAAUCUCCUGUUCCAGGACGUCAAUCUGGCAUGGAAAAGGAGCGACCCCAACAGGAUCUAGGCUGUUAUGACCACAGUGUUUUACCUGAAAUCGAUAUGGAAAUCGAACGACUUCGAAAUGAUGGAGAUCAUGAUGGCAAUGACUUUUUAUCAGACCUGCCUUCUCCAGCAAUGCCCAUGCCUUCUCCAGGAAGAUUCAUGCCUUCUUCUCUUAGAAGAGAUGACUUCACUCCCAUGCCAAUAAGCAGCUUUGGAUCAGGAACAGUACCCCAGGAAGGAACAUCUACAACUGUGCACACUCCAGAAUUUUCAGCUUCCCCUGGAACUUAUCAGUUAGGUGAACAGAACACUGGGCUCUCUGAUAUUCCUGAAUUGAUGAAGACUGCAGAAGAUGAUGGCCUUGCUAAAAUACUAGAAGCAGACAACACACCAGUUGGAUCCUUGGGUACUCGAGACAUUGAUUCAUUGUCUGUGAGGACAAGGGGUGUGGCUAAAUAUUUAAAAGAACAUUCUCCUAUUAUCCCAUUGUCAGAAGAGUCAUCUGGAGAUAUCAGUCUCACCAGUAUCUUACAAGGAAAAACGAGAAAGUUAUGUGCUCGGAUGUUCUUUGAAACAAUGGUUUUGAAGAGCUAUGGGCUUAUUGAUGUUCAACAGGAGGAACCUUAUGGUGACAUUGCUUUGAAGUUGACUUCAACGCUAUCAAAGGCCCAAUUAUGAAGUUAUAGAAGCUAUUUAAAGUGCCUUGCAGGCCUUAUGUAUAG